AUGAAGUUAACGUUUGGCGUGCUCUCUGUGUCCGUUGCUUUGACUGGGGCGAUAAGCUUCGUGUUCCUGGUGGUAGCAAUUGGGACAGAUUUCUGGUACAUUAUCGAUGCCUCCAAACUGCAAACCUCCUCCAAUUCGUCCGACCACCUCAGUUCCCAUUCUGGGCUUUGGAGAACCUGCAAAUUUGAAAGCAAAUGUUUUCACUUAAUUAAUCCGUUCUGGCAAGGAGACACAAACUUCACAGCCUCGCAAAGACAACUGCUAAAUAUGCAUGGAACAUUUGUAGUUCUACUUCCACUCAGUCUCAUCUUGAUGAUUUUUGGAGGAAUGACCGGAUUUAUUAGCAUUUUAGCACGAGCCUAUGCGUUACUGUUGUUGACUGGAACUCUUUUCCUAUUUGGAGCUCUGGUAACUCUUGGCGGAGUCAGUGUGUAUAUCGGAUAUUCAGCUGCAGCAUUUAAAGCAGCUGUUUGUCUUUCUGGAAAGAAGAUUCUGGAAGAUAUUAACAUCAGGUUUGGAUGGUCUUUAGCUCUGGCAUGGAUCUCAUUCGUUGCUGAGGUCUUUACAGGUGUUGCAUUCAUAAUAGCUGCCAAAUUGACGAGUAUGAGAAGGAGACAGGAAGAAGCAACAUGA
This is a messenger RNA of Hemiscyllium ocellatum (epaulette shark), 633 nucleotides long. RefSeq names its product transmembrane protein 114. The transcript has 4 exons. NCBI's taxonomy places the organism in Eukaryota, Metazoa, Chordata, Chondrichthyes, Orectolobiformes, Hemiscylliidae. Bases 1 to 633 code for a protein of 210 amino acids. The record is from RefSeq and is a predicted model, not a curated record. Gene Ontology annotation, cellular component: apical plasma membrane.